Molecule: messenger RNA, 8944 nt
Organism: Oreochromis niloticus (Nile tilapia)
Lineage: Eukaryota; Metazoa; Chordata; Actinopteri; Cichliformes; Cichlidae
Gene: rims4
Product: regulating synaptic membrane exocytosis 4
Exons: 6
Coding region: 1151-1966 (271 amino acids)
Biological process (GO): regulation of synaptic vesicle exocytosis; positive regulation of synaptic transmission; regulation of membrane potential
Cellular component (GO): presynaptic membrane; cytoskeleton of presynaptic active zone
Molecular function (GO): small GTPase binding; transmembrane transporter binding
Source: RefSeq, a predicted model, not a curated record
AGUCAGACACAAGCUGUUUAACAGUGCAGUCUCUCUCUCUCUCCUUCUCUCACACAUCUCUUUUACUCGCUCUCUCUCUCUCUGUCCUCUCCCGUCUCUGGAGCAGACAGUCAGUGGAGCAUCGGCACGGCAUCAGAGCGGCACAGGACUGACGGAGGAGGACGAAGUCGACAAAUGCUGACAGAAAACAAUUAAGAACAUUUACGGCAGAACAUCAAUUGUAAUACAGUUCAAAGCAGAGCAGAAGCAACAGAUUGCCCUCACUUGUAAUUGCUGCUACAACUGAUGUUCUGGGCGUGGAAAUGAAGCAGACUGGGAACAGCUCCUGGCAUCUCGUGGUCAGUUUCUCUGUCUGAAAGAAAUGCUUUCGCUCUGUACAAAGAGGAAGGAAUUAACAGUGCUGAGCGACAGGAACCAAAAGCUUUGAUUCAGUCGUAAAGCAACACGUUGCUGGGCGUCAGCAUCACCUCCACCAUCAGUAUCUCCUCACAUCCACAUCUUCCUUUCUACACCGGGAUCUAAAGAAGAAAUUCGAGCUUUGAAUGCACAAACAGGAGGAUGUUAGCCUGGCAUGCAGAGUGCAGAGUUUAGGGAGUUUUGCUGUGAAUCAAGGAGCAAGAUCUCAUUUUAACGGUGCAGGUGAGAUCCGGUGCCGUCAGUAGGUCCACCUGACUCUCAUUUUGACUUCUGACGACAUGAGAGACAUGAAAAGGACAAUGCACAUGAGGAUCAACAAACCAGAAGCCAAUAACUAGAGGAGAGAUGACAGGAAAAGAGAGACCUAACCUUCUUUGAAACUAUUUACCUGAUCAAAAGUGAGCAACCUUGAAGUAUAUCUUUCAAGUUUUCAGAUUUCUAUGAUGUUUUUGCACCAGGGGACAUUAAUUUCACGUACAGAGAAAGACGAACAGCAAAAACUUUCUUUCAUGUCAACUUGUGCCACCACUCAGUGCAAGUAACUUUCUGCACCGAUUCAAGUCGGUGUGAGCGCCUUGGGGCUCUCAUUUGACUGUUCUUUUUGGAGUGAAGUGGAUCUGCCGUGGGGGGCAGCUGACAACCAUCCAAGACGCCGCGAGCCGUACUCCGCGUGAAAAAUGCCCAGCCGCGCUUGGCCAAGCCGGCCGACCCGGGCCCGACGACGGGCCUCUACAUGGAGAGGUCGCAGAGCCGCAUCAGCCUGUCAGCGUCCUUUGAGGCCCUCGCUAUCUACUUCCCCUGUAUGAACUCCUUUGAUGAGGAUGAUGGAGUGGAUACAGAUGGCAGGAAGUUGAAGGGAGCUAUCCAGAGGAGCACAGAGACGGGGCUGGCUGUGGAGAUGCCCAGUCGAACUGUUCGCCAGGCUAGCCACGAGUCCAUAGAAGACAGCAUGAACAGCUAUGGCUCUGAAGGGAAUCUUAACUACAGUGGCAUGUGUCUGGCAUCCGAUGCUCAGUUCAGUGACUUCCUGGAUGGGAUGGGACCGGCCCAGUUUGUUGGGCGACAGACACUGGCGACAACAUCCAUGGGUGAUGUAGAGAUUGGACUGAUGGAGCGGAAUGGGGGACUGGAGGUGGAGGUCGUCCAGGCCAGAGGCCUCACCAUGAAACCAGGUUCAAAGGGACCUCCAGCGGCCUACAUUAAAGUUUAUCUUCUGGAGAAUGGAAUCUGUGUGGCCAAGAAGAAGACGAAGUCAGUGAGAAAAUCUCUGGAUCCUCUCUACAACCAGGUCCUGGUCUUCUCUGAGAGUCCACAGGGGAAAGUGGUCCAGGUUAUUGUUUGGGGCAACUAUGGACGGAUGGACCGCAAAUGCUUCAUGGGUGUAGCUCGAAUCCUACUGGAGGAGCUGGACCUCAGCACAAUGGUUAUCGGCUGGUACAAGCUUUUCCCUACCUCCUCCAUGGUGGAUCCAACAAUGGCACCACUCAUCCGCCAUUCAUCCCAGAUGUCAUUGGAGAGCACCAUUGGGCCCUGUUGUGAGCGAUCAUAAGACUCACGCAGAAAUGUAUAGUUUUGAUGUUGCGGCUAAGUUUCCAUUGCUUCAACCAAGUACAGAGAUUUUAUAAACCCUGCAUUGCUGCACCUGGGUCAGCCAGGCAGUGCUGUCCUUGGAGCAGGUAGAUGUUAAGUAUCUCACUCAAGGCCACUUUGACAGGCCCAGCUACACUGGGGAAUGAAUCACUUCCCUAAUUUGGAAAUUAAUUUACAAACCAGUUGGUCAUGCUGGUUCUCAUUGGAAAUGUGUUAUAAUUCUUUGAUAUUGUAUCAGACUAUUUCCCGAGACUCAUGGGAAGCACAUUUCUUUUGUUGUUGCAACCGACCGCCCCUCAGACUCGAAGGAAAUUUUUUUUCUCUUCAGAUCUCUUUAAAGAAAAAACAAAAACCUUCUUAAUGAGGAUACUUCAAAGAAGGGUUUGGUUGCCGACAUUGAUUACAUCCUAUUGGGACCACGAUAGACUCCAGGCUCAGCUUCGCUUCAGCUACAGCCCUUCUUUACAGCCUACAUUUAAUUCCCCAUCCCAGGACUGCUUGUUGUCUUUCUGUGUCUUCAUUAAGGGGCUGGGCAGCUUCUGAGUGUUAUUGUCUACCCACGAGUCCUAGGAGAAAGUGAGACUGUCCUCAAAUUGUUUGACAAACCACCAUCUCAUUUUGAGGGAGCAUUGAUGGCGAAUGAAUGUGUGCAUAGCAACUUGAGAGGCUUUCAAAGAAUAUAUAAAGUUAAGUGUUGUAACUGACCAAGACAUUACCUGGUUUUUAGCACUUGAGCUGUAUUACACUUCUUGUGUCACACGUUUGGCCCAUCAUUGUUCACUUUAUCUGGUAAUAUGUAGAGAAUCCGAGAGGUAGAAAUAUGAAUGAAAUCCCCAUCAUCUACUGAAAGGAUGAAGAUUUUGACCUGAUUUUGUGGGUCGGGGCUAGUCCUGGCUUUCUCUCCUGUUAACUACAUUUACCUGGAAUACAAGGUAUAAAGUGGUCAAAGAGAGAAUUUAUAUGGCUUAGAAGAAGAACUACCACAUCAUGAGUUCCAAAAAAUCUCGUUAUAACCCCAAACCAUGUACUUUUUAAAUUGCAAUGAAUCUUGGUAUUAGCUGAUUUUGCAGAUUGUUUUCUCCCCAUUUUUGGAAGGUGCUUUUCAAUCACAUCAGUUGCUGUUGUGUUUGGAAUCAAGCACAUGAAAACAUGUAUCCUUUGGCUUUAAAAAAAUUAACCAGGUGUUUUUUGAAUCAACAGCACACAGAUUAUGUUCAAUUAGAGAUUUCCAGAGUAUGGCACCAGAUGUAAUCAAAGUCCAACAACCUGAAUCACUUCAGGCGGUGUGAUAUGUGAAAACAUUUGACUCCUUCCUCUUGAAUAUCGUUAUGAAAAUGCUAGUUUGAUAGUUUCACAACCACACUAAAUUGGAUUUUAUGCAUGCAUUAUACCGUAUUAGAUUAGAAUUAGAAUUCAAACCAAAUAACCAUAAAUGCAUGAGCUUAGCAUGCUUAAAUUAUGUUAACCUUCAUGAGGACACCAUCUACAUACGCCUAGCAAGAAACAACCAGGGUUUAAUGGGCUCAGAAUGUUGAAGGUGUUUUACUCUUAUUUAGUUUAAUAUAGUUUUCACAUUCCACAUUCACAUGGAAUGCAGGAGGUAGUUUUGUAUCUGAGCUGUAGCACUGACAAAAAACAAGCUAAUACAAUAGCAAUCUGACAUCACUGACUUAACACAUUGCUGUACAUCCCAGUUUAAGUGUAGUUUCUUUUUAGCUAAUACUGUAGAAAUAGAUUCCUCCCUGCUAUUUUUAAAGCGUUGGCUAACAGUUGUCUAAUAACAGUUUAUACUGUGCCAAUUUUUACCAGAAAGUGUCUUCUUCUUCCUUUUCUUCAAUUACCUUGCGGCAUGUGCCAUUAUGAGGGAGGAACAAAAACAACCACUUAUAACAUCUGACAGCAACAUUCAGGCUGUGCAGAGAAUCACCCCCUUUAUUCUAAAUUACAGUCCUAAUCCACAGAACGUCAAGGCACCUGGUGAUUAGCCAUGCUACCACAGUACAGAGGAAAAAAGGAAAGAGAGGAAGGAAGCAUGAAAUGUACUUUGCAUCAUCCAAACAAAGGAUCUGUGUGGACUGACGUCAGGUUUUGUGGACUUCAGAAAAGGACACAAAAAUAGGUGGAAUUAAAGGGAACACAAUGUGCACACUGUAGAGAAAUUCAUAGUUUAUUGAAACGCAAAAGCAUAUGUAUUUCAUUUGGGCACUUUAUGAUUCUUAAUGUCUUUUUAUGUGUAAAUAUUGUUAGUGUCUUCUGGAGUGAGCCAGAGUUAACUUAUAAUGGCUUAGGUUGUUAAUGUCAAAGCUCUGAAGGAGGGAAGUGAUAUCCUUGUUAGUUACUGUAAGAUUGUAGCAUUAGCUGGUAGCAUUCGCAUGACUAAUUUAAACUUCUAAUUAACAAACAACUUGAUAAGACUAAGCAUGAAUUAUAUGCUACAAAGCAGGAAGAGUAGUGGAAUACAGUACAUCGGGUUAAGACCCAACGAUAGUGGGGGUCAAAAUAUGUAGCAAACGUAUUUAGAUAAUUAUGAAGGUGACUAAUUGUUUUUUUUUCUAAAUUAAUAAAACAUGCUAAUAAGAAGAUUUUAAGCCAGUUUAUUUAAUUAAUUUAUUUAUUGUUCUUUUUUUUUACUUUAAAUGAAAAUUUCAGAACCAAAUUUUUAUUACAUCUGCUAUUUAUUUAAACAAGUCACCCAAUUUGGAGCAAUUUUACUCUAAAAAGGGGCCUCUAAAAAUUUUUUGCCAGUAGCAGUGUUGCAGGGAUAUUAAUGCUGUAUUUAGUUCCAAACAGUUUAACAAAAAUUCUGUAAAGCAAUAAUCAGAAAGCAUCCACUCACUGUAUUUGUCUGUUACUUGACAGGAAAAUGACAUAGUAAGUAAGUAGUGAUUUUCGCUGUGGUAAGAUUUAUCAUUGAAAACAAAACAAUUGAAAUCAUCAUGAGGCAUAAAGGGACUUUUUUUUUUUUAAAUGCGCAAUUCCAAACUUUUACUUUGAAAAAAAUGUCUUAAUGUGUUCAUUUGUCGCAUGUGCAGACAAAUGACACUGAAUGCAGAAACUGAAAAUCACUUCCAGAAAAAUGUCAUUUUAUGUCUUUUUCAAUGUUUUUUCAACAAAACUGUCAUGUAGUGUCUUAUAUCUGUAAAAAGUGUUAGAACUUUUGUAUGUACCAUACAUACAAAUAUACAAAUAUAUAAAAUUAAUAUACAAUUAGAUAUUAAAUAAUGAACUCUCCUUACUUUCACUGAAGGAAUGUGUUUGUAUUAGUGCUUUUUGUGCCAAAACAGAGAUUAGAUUAGAUAUUUGAUGGGUAAUGGGUUGUUUUCCCAGUUUUGAUUCAAUGAAAGCGAGUUUUACAAAACUGGGAUUCAGUCGUUCACCAAGUCAUAAGCAGGAUACAUGCAUCCAAAUGAUCUAGAUUUAUCUAACAACAGCCAGGAGUGAUGUAAAAAAACAUCACUGAAGUUUCCCACCUCUCUAUCUCUAACCUGCAGCAGCUUCCUGUGCAACAUAAGGGAACAGAUGUUUAUAAAGCAUUUAUCAAAGAGACAAUUGUUAACUGUACCAUAUAAAACUUUAAACAAGUUUCCCAACAUUUCCCCUCUCCAGUGGAGAAACAUGACAGCGCUAAUGUGGGAUGCAUGCAGGAAAUGAUGGGGUUUUUAUGAUGGCUACAGAUGCAGUCAUUUGUGUGAAUUUGGGGUAUGAUUUAUUAUUCAAAUAAUAGUAAUAAUAAUAAUAAUAAUAAUAAUUCUGUAAGUGUCUGAGAGAGACAGUUUAUAUGCGACCCUUCUUACCAGGAUUAAGAGUAACUGUUUGUUAAUAAUCAUUGUGUAAAUUUUCUCAUGCAAUGCUUUGUGUUCAUCACUUUGAGUUAGUCUGUGACACUGUGUAACUUUGAAGGCAAAUGACUGACCUGAUGAAGUCUGUAAAUGUUAUUGUUGACAUGUUCAGGACCAAAAAUGUAUGUUUUUGCAUUCCUCCAUAUUUUGAUUGUGUCUGCCACUUAGAUGUUGAUUGUGUACUUCUAUCAAUUGUAAUGUAAGUAGAGGCCUUAAAUACACAAUACACAUUUUUGCCAGUGCUAAGGAAUGAGAAUUGGCACACUAAGUAAUCAACGCAGCGCAAAAAAAGAGAGAAAAAAAACAUUUCAAUCCAUUAUUUAAAACAACUUUAGUGUCAUCUAUGGAAAUAGAAAUCUUUGCAUAUGUUCUUAAUGAAUUUCUGAUAUACUGAGAUUUCAGCUGACUAUAUGUGUACUCCCCAGGGUUCUUGGCAAGGACUUAAAUGAACAGAUUGAGCAAAAAACUAAUAAUAAUAAAACAAUAAAAACAUAUUUUACAGGAUAGAUUCAAACAUUUUGACCCAUUUCUUAUCAUGAUGUCUACCCAUUGUUUUGUUUAAACAAAACAAAAAACCCCACUAAUCCUGUCUUGCCGAGGUCCUUUUACAUUGUUAAGGUUGUAAUUCUGCAAAACCAGACCUUUCUUUUUAUAUGUUAGCGGUAUUAAUUGUAUACAUGGUACCAUUUGGGACCAAUGCCCAGGAAAUAAAGAAAACUGUAGGGGAACAAUUUUGUUACACGUAUUAAGCUGCUUGUGUGUUUUUGCUCAUAUUUUUUAGGGUGUAAUUUUUACACACCUGCUCCUUUGGCUGCUGCUGGCUUUUGCACAUUAUAAACUGCCAUUCACCUGGUUAUAGCAAACAGCAGUAUAUUAAGAUGAGUCAUGUGCUCCUUUGGUCUUUAUUUAUAUUAACUUUAAAAAUAAAUCAAUCAAGAGCAGAUAUGUUGAGACAGUUGAAAACAAAUUCUUAAAAAAAUUCACAUUCUUUAAAAUAAAAUUAAAUUAAAAAAAAAGUCAAAUAUGAAUAUUAUGCUUCCUCGCAGGCCAGAUUCUCUGCUGCUAAGCAGCUGAUAAGAUUAAUGAUGAUAUAAUGUACAAGCACAGCUUGUGGCACUGAAUUUUAAGUACAUUCAAUAAUACAACAAUUCAUUUGGGGAUAUUUUGGACUGUCAGAAAAAUGUAUACUUUCUAAAGACUCAGCACAGAAUGCUGGUCUGGUGUGGUUAAGUGUGCUGUGUCAGCGAUAAAUGACCACUAUGCCAAAAGUCUUUCAGGCCAACACCAAGUUGUUGUGAUAAAAAAUAUAUGCCUACGGUUUAUGACCUCAGGGGAAUCCUCCAAAAUUUUGAGGUGUACAAAACACCCUGAAUAAUGACUAAUAUCGCUUACUUAAAUUGUAAAUUAAAAUAGGCCAAAAGAUAAUUAAUGCUUUGCCCCAUUUGGACAAAGAUUAUGUAGUUUUCGUGUUUAAAUGUCAGCAAAUAGCUUCAAUAUGUGUAAACUGGACAACUACUUUUUCAUGUAGUAGUCAAUAAAACACUGAGCUAACCUUGGUGUACAAUGGGUUAAGUCUGUGUCUGUUUUUGCAGAUCAACCUAAAAGUGAAACUGGGAAGAUUUACCUUUGAAGAAGAAGAAGAAAAACAAAAAAACUUCUGUUAUCUGCUAAAAUCAGCCAUAUCUUUCUCCUCUGAAGUACAUGAGAUUUUACUCAUUAGAAAGAAAGCAAGCACUCCUUGAGUCAUUUUCUUUAGAGUGACAGUGUGUAUGUUUCUCGACAUAUCAAAUUAUGUUCUCUCACAGGGAAGAGGUGGAUGAGUGGGUGGAUGAAAGGGAAGAUGCUGCUCCUCUGUGGCUGUUAUGAAACAGUGGCUGGUGGAUCCCAAAAGCAGCACAUCUCCUCCAGUCUGCUGUGCUGCAGAGACAGCGAUCCACAAGCUUUAUUUUUUUCCUUCUUAGAGCCCCCAACCGCCUCACAGCCCAAAACUAGCCCUCAUAAAUGUUUUCCCUCACACACCAUCUGGUAGAUUAUCGCGUUCAAAGCAUUUCAUAUUACCACGACUUUAUACAUUACACGGUUGGGUGAACCAAGUGAGAAUCAAAGUGCCAUGAGAAAUCAUAACUUCAAUUUUUUUUUAUUUUGGUUUUGUUUUGCUUUUCUUGUUCUGUUUUGUUGUAGCCAUUUUUAUUUUAGCACUGUUUGGUGUAGAUUUAACUCUCAUCUUUCUAGAAUAUAUCUCAGUCAUUCAGUUCUACGCAAGUCUUAACUCACUGUUUUGCAAACAUGGUUGUUUUAUUUCCUCAGUGAUACAAAGCCAUCAUAUUAAAAAAUUCACAGCCUUAAAUUCUAUUCUUUAAAUCAUGUGGUGAUGUCUUCUAAAGGCAUAUGAGAAUUGUCCAAACCAUACAUAUUCCCAAGACCCCUAACAUAAUAAGGGAAGGCGAUGUUUUGGUUUUAAGAUGCGUCGUAUAAGACAGUUUUACAGGCCUUCUUAUGUUUUCAGGGACAUGUAAUAUGGGCAACUUCUGGAAGCAAUGUUACUGGAAAAGUUUUCCUUAGUGAUGAGCAUUUAUCCAGGGAAAAAUCGUUUUUGUCAGCUACACUUUCAUUAGAUAAAUAAACCUAUCCUUUUACUUUCUUCAUUGUCUUUAUUGUUGCACUUUUUGCUACUAGAACAUUAACAGCAGUAACAGUAAGGUAUUUUACCAGGUAUCUGUUUAAACGCCAUAUUUUAAGAAUUGCCAAUCCUUUUAAAUAUUUGAAAUACUGAUUUGUAGGUAUAUUGCAUUUUAUUUUUUAGAUUUACUUUAUUCCAGUAGAAUAGCAUUAACAAUCAUUAGCAUUAAAGUACAAAAAAGCUGCAAAAGUCCAUCUGCAUUGCUCUCCAUUUGUUGCUCAUGUUUUACUGACUUGAAGUCCUGAAUGUUAUCAGAAGAGUGACAAAAUGUUGUAACUUUAGUUUUAGUCACUGCACUGUCAUUUAAAACACAUAUAUUUGCAGAUUCUUUGGGAAACUGUUAUAUUGUUGAGUAAAUGCACAAUUUGGUGUAUUGUUAUUCUAUUCCAGCUGUCAAUAAAAUAGUUUAACUCCAUCA